Molecule: messenger RNA, 1125 nt
Organism: Pelmatolapia mariae (spotted tilapia)
Lineage: Eukaryota; Metazoa; Chordata; Actinopteri; Cichliformes; Cichlidae
Gene: ccn5
Product: cellular communication network factor 5
Exons: 5
Coding region: 1-1059 (352 amino acids)
Biological process (GO): cell adhesion; signal transduction
Cellular component (GO): extracellular matrix; extracellular region
Molecular function (GO): integrin binding; heparin binding
Source: RefSeq, a predicted model, not a curated record
AUGGACCGACAACUGUGUGACUGUGUGAUUGCUUUGGCUGUACUGCUGUGUGUGGCUACACAGGUGCUGUGCCAGUUGUGUGACAGGCCAUGCCUUUGCCCCAGUCCUGUCCCUCAGUGCCCCACAGGAGUACCCCUGGUGCUGGAUGGCUGCCGGUGUUGCCAGGUGUGUGCCCGGCAACUAGGCGAGUCCUGUACUGAGAUGUUUCCCUGUGACAACCUGCGAGGGCUUCAGUGCGACUACAGCGCCAGCUUCCCUGGGUUACCUGGGGAGUGUGUCAGUCAGAAGGAUCUGGGCUGUGAGGUCAAUGGGAUCUUUUACCAGGAGGGGCAGUCGUUCCAGCCCUCCUGUGACACUUACUGCCGCUGCAGGGGGGGCGGGGUGACCUGCGUGCCAGCUUGUCCGCUGAAUGCUCGUCUUCCCACUCCAGACUGUCCCAACCCACAACACAUCCGAGUACCUGGGAAAUGCUGCAAGGAAUGGGUGUGUGAAAACCUUGAAAACACAGUCAUUCAGGAUGCAAUUACAGCAAUGAAACUGGAUCAGUUAUGGCCAUCUUUGCAGAGGCAUCGCCUUCAAAACAACAAGUCUUCACCUGCCUCCUCUUGUGUAGAGCAGAGCACCCAGUGGAGUGCCUGUUCCCAGAUCUGUGGGGCGGGGGUCUCCACACGGGUUUCUAACCAGAAUCCUGCAUGCAAACUGCAAAUAGAAACUCGCCUGUGUAAGGUGCGACCUUGCCACACUUUCCAGCUGGCACCAAGGAAGCCCAUGUGGGGACAGAAAGGAAAGUGCAAGGCCAGCUACAUGUCACCAGGACCCAUUCGGCUAGUUCACCAGGGCUGCUACAGCACUCAUGCCUACCGAGUCCGUUACUGUGGUCAGUGCACUGACUCGCGAUGCUGCACACCUUACCAAACCAGCACUGCUGAUGUGACCUUCCGAUGUCCCACUGGCAGACUGCUGCAACGAGCUGUAAUGAUGAUCCAGUCAUGCGCCUGUCAUAAUAACUGCCCCUAUGCACCUUUUACAAAUCCUGCUCUGUGGGGAUACAGACCCUGAUCAGUGUGUAAGAGCACGGACUCACUAAAAAUAUAGACUUCAGUGAAUGUUUCAAUGGCUGCACAA